Molecule: messenger RNA, 3027 nt
Organism: Homarus americanus (American lobster)
Lineage: Eukaryota; Metazoa; Arthropoda; Malacostraca; Decapoda; Nephropidae
Product: putative neural-cadherin 2
Biological process (GO): homophilic cell-cell adhesion
Cellular component (GO): plasma membrane; catenin complex
Molecular function (GO): calcium ion binding; cadherin binding
Source: RefSeq, a predicted model, not a curated record
GCCACAGCCACAGUUACAGUGGUUCUGGCCGUCCACAAGAGAGGUGAGGAGGUCCGGUACACCAUCACGGGAGGCAACAAGGAUGGACUGUUCACCAUCGACCAGCGGACUGGCAUCAUCACCCUCGCUGCCACCCUCGACUAUGAGAUCCGUGACAAGCACGAGUUGGUAGUGACAGCAGAAGGGGGAGGCGAGAUGGUGCAGACCCUCGUACAGGUGCUGGUGGCUGACGUCAACGAUAACGCCCCUUACUUCCUCAGACCUAAUCCUCAGGUCACAGUCAUUGAGGAAGACGACCGUGACCUCCCACUGCCUAUUGCAAAGGUAGAGGCCCAUGAUUUGGAUAAGCUUGACACCCACGGGCUACUGUACACGCUACGAGGUGACGGUGUGGACGGAUACGCCCCUAAUGACGCCUACUUCACCAUCAACUCCCACAACGGCGAACUAAUACAGCUCAGGGCGCUCGACCGUGACCCACCCAAUGGUAAGGGCGUGUGGAAGGUGCAGGUCGAGGCGAAGGACGGUCAGGCCUCCUGGAGACGCCUCGAACAGAGUCAACCUCCUCACUCCCUCACCAGACACCCGCGGGACCCUGUAGGAGGCGUGACGGAGGCUCUCUAUUACACAGACGCCAGCCCACGUCGUCGAUCUAGGUUCAGGCGAGACGUCGACGGAGGAAACAGAUAUAACGACAAAACACAAGACAACCGCGGAGCUUCAUCUUACCUGAGUCACAAGGAUGAGCCUUGGACAACAGGUGAUGAGGAUAAGUCUAUAAACAUCCAGGGCCAGCGGAGAGGUGUGAGGCAGGAGAAAGAUGAAGCAUUAAACGUCAAUAAUCCUGUGGAAACGUCGGCCAUGUCGCUGUCAGGAGAAGAUCAUAAACCGCGCAUAAUGGACCAUAAGAACCAUAAGAGGACUGAGCAACACUCGGGAGAGGAUCUCUAUAGCGGCGACCUGGACCGCUCACGACCUCAUGAUGAAGGAGAACGGCAGCAUCUUAUACGACAUGAAAGAGACAGGAUCCCGCCCUCCACAUUUUAUAGACCACGGAUCAGGGAGACGUCCACAGGGGCUUCACACACUCCACGCAGCACGAAGAUCACGUCAAGAAGUUCCAGAACCAAACUGUGGCAUCUUAACAGCCAUUACCCCAAGUCUCGGGUCAGGUACAGUUACCGAGGUAAAUCACACUCCUGGUUACCUGUGAGAAAAGUUUACGAACACCUGCGUCUUCGUCACAGGUACAGAAGAGCACCUGUGUUCUCCCGGUCACGUGACACCUCGGGUAUACAAGACUUCGCUACUUUAUUAACGACUCCAGGCGAGGUGACUGAAGGCGAAAACUUUGAAUAUUUAGAUAAAUAUUUGUCAAACUCUGUGAACAGGUCGCUGGGAUAUGUGAAUAGUUUAGAGACUUCCUCAGGUAAGAAACUAAUUAGAACUUUGAAAGACUCGGCCAAAGACACGAGUAUCAGCCACACGGGUAACAGCCACUCGGGUAAAGAGGAAAAUGUUUUUGUCUCUUCCUCUCACACAGACCAAACUUCUCCACGAGAGACAUUAAAGCCACGCCAGACUCUACCCUCCACUUUAUCUCAGAGUCAGAAACUUUUAAAUGACAACAAAAACUACCGGCCAGCCACCACAAACUCUCGAGGACUUUCGAAAAAUAUUUACAGUGUGAAAACAAAUUCCCAAAAAUCUUCUCAAGUGUUGUCAUCGAGGAGGACCUUGACAAGAGCAGCGUCCAGGAGUCACUUACUAACGUCCAGUGAGGAGAAGGGAACUAAGGGCGUCUCCAGACCUCACACAACAUACACACACUACAGGCCAGCUCAACACCUGCCUCAGUACCCCAGCACCUUCGUCACAACACACACUGACAUCAACCACAGCCACCACAGUAUAUGGAGUACCCACCACCAGGCCCGUCACUCAAGAAGGGGGAACAUCAUCAACACCUUCAGGAACAACAACCACCAGGGCACCAUCAGGAGAAAAAGAACAAUAGAUUCUCCUCUAUUCGCCAAUACGGAAUUCGAGAGGAUCCUGACUGCUGAAGAGGAGGACGACGGAGUGUGUGAGAACUUCGACGUGUACGCCAGCAAUAUUGACACAUACAAUGGGACAGCUUCGUCAGGAGGGAUGUUGGAGGGUCUAGGGAGAGGCGGACGAGUGCACACGAUCCAGACGCUGGUGACGGUGGUGGUGAAGGACAUUAACGACAACGCUCCAACAUUCCCCAACGCCACUAUGUUUGGUGUAGUGCAAGAGAAUGGCCCUAUUGAUCUGUCCGUAGCAGUCGUGUCAGCUUGGGAUGCAGACGACGCCACAGAAGGAACCAACGCCAGGUUAACUUAUUCCAUCGAGAAGAACGUCAUCGAUGAACGUACUGGGGAGGCCAUCUUCGCCGUUCACCCCGAAAGCGGCCUGGUGAGAACGGCGCUCUGUUGCCUCGACCGGGAGACCACGCCUGAGUACAACAUCCAGGUGGUGGCUUCUGACGGCGGAGGACUCAAAGGAACAGGAACAGUGAUCGUCCGCCUGGCAGAUGUGAACGACAACUCCCCUCGCCUGGCACGACAACAGUGGGAUCUGAAGGUGGACGAGACCUGGGGUAGAGAAGCUCCCAGUAACGCUACCAUCCUGGAGAUAACAGCCGCCGACCGUGAUACUGCUAACUACUUCUACUACAAGGUGGUAGAGUCUAGCGGCUGGGGGUGGCAACACUUCGGGAUUCGAACCGUGGGUGCCGUGGGACAGCUGUACGCCACUCAGCCACUAGACUACGAGGAUGAAAUGCACCGCGGAGGCUUCAAGUUCAUGGUGCAGGUGACGGACCAGGGCCGGGGAGGAUGGAACGACCCCCGGCACCUGGACUCAGCCUGGGUCUCCGUCAAGCUGAAGGACCUGAACGACAACCCCCCCAGGUUCUCCAGCCCCCACGACCACAUUACUGUGAGGGAAGAUACGACCCCCGGCACCGUCCUGGCCUCUCUCCCCGCCCACGACCCUGAUAUG